Molecule: messenger RNA, 375 nt
Organism: Blumeria graminis f. sp. triticale
Lineage: Eukaryota; Fungi; Ascomycota; Leotiomycetes; Helotiales; Erysiphaceae
Source: the annotation of a GenBank genome assembly
AUGGACGCAAUCACAUGCGCCAAACUUUCAAAGGCUUUAACCAUUGACCUUCCUUUUCCCAACGCUCGGCUUGCAACUAUUGCACUCCGGGCGCUACACGUAGACGAGGAACUCUCUCCACUUGUACACCGGUCUCUCUCGAUCAUAUCUCCAUCUUUUCAAUCCCCUAUGAUGAAUUCAAGUAUCUCUGAGGACACAGUACUACGAGCGGAGUAUAGAGCUACGACCAACAGAUUGCUCAGGGUAGCUAUCAAUGGAUUUAUGGAAAGUCUAGGCGUCGUAAUAGGUGUGAUGGAGGAACUGGAUGUGGAAGUGUUUGAAAGCAAUUCUAAAAAGAAUAUCACUGCAAAGAAUGUUCAUUCGAACCACGGCUGA